GGCUUGGAUUGGGCGAGACACCCGCCGCUAUUUUCUGGUUUUUCGUGUUUUCUUCUGAAAUUCUAAAUUCCGAGCUUUUUCCAUUAGAAAGGGGAAAGGCGGAAGAGAGGAGGGGAGGGGAGGAAGGAAGGGUGGGUUAAUUCCUCAGCUCAUUUUUUAUGUUCUUUAUUUAAUCCACACGAAUAUUUAAAAAAAAAGGCUGGUAGAUAUCUCCAUCAGAUCUACGAACCCUAUUUCCUCCCUUCCUCCUUCUGUCUAUAGGUUUUCCGGCGCCGGUUUGUGGCUCUCCGGCGCGUUUCAGCCAUGGGACUAUGGGAAGCAUUCCUCAAUUGGCUCCGAAGCCUAUUCUUCAAGCAAGAAAUGGAGCUGUCUCUUAUAGGGCUGCAGAACGCUGGGAAAACAUCCCUUGUGAAUGUCGUUGCAACCGGUGGAUACAGCGAAGACAUGAUUCCUACUGUGGGAUUCAACAUGAGGAAGGUAACAAAAGGAAAUGUUACCAUUAAAUUGUGGGAUCUUGGAGGCCAGCCAAGGUUCCGCAGCAUGUGGGAGCGUUAUUGCCGAGCUGUGUCUGCAAUUGUAUAUGUGGUUGAUGCAGCUGAUCGUGAUAACUUGACCACUUCAAGAAAUGAACUCCACGACUUAUUGAGCAAGCCUUCAUUGAGUGGCAUUCCAUUGCUUGUGCUUGGUAACAAAAUAGACAAGCCAGAAGCACUCUCAAUGCAAGGGUUGACAGAUGCAAUGGGGCUGAAGUCACUCACAGAUAGAGAAGUCCGCUGCCUCAUGAUCUCAUGCAAGAACUCGACCAACAUUGACUCUGUUAUAGAUUGGCUUGUGAAGCAUUCGAAGACGAAGAACUGAAAACGGAGUUUCCUGUAUUCAUGGGGUCAACAGCUGUUCACGUGCUUAGGUGAUUGCUUUCUUCAUUGUGUGAAUUCUUGGCUAACCAGGCUUCUGAAUGUCUGACGUGUCUCAUGCUUAUGUCAAAAUUGUCGUUGUGAUGUAUGAGUAAUAUAAGUUAAACGGUUUAGCUGGUCAAUGGCGACAUGGACACGGUUUGGUUUGUCGAAUUGUUGCUGCUUUGAGUGAAAUUGUGAAUAACAAUGGGCCGAGGGUUUGUGAUUUGUGAUGAAACCGGUUAUCGCCAAUCUGUGCCUUUUGUCUGCCUACAUAUUUCUAACUUGGUGCUUC
Nymphaea colorata (pocket water lily) is the source of this 1188-nucleotide messenger RNA. Its product is annotated as ADP-ribosylation factor-like protein 8a. NCBI's taxonomy places the organism in Eukaryota, Viridiplantae, Streptophyta, Magnoliopsida, Nymphaeales, Nymphaeaceae. The transcript is spliced from 6 exons. Gene Ontology annotation, biological process: protein transport. The record is from RefSeq and is a predicted model, not a curated record. Gene Ontology annotation, molecular function: GTP binding; GTPase activity. The coding region runs from base 304 to 858 and encodes 184 amino acids.